AUGAUUAAUUAUAGGCAUCAUAUUGAUGAUGUAUCUUAAUUCAUACAUAUAUAUUUCCAUUAUAGAAAUAGAGUGGCUUAUUAUUUAAUUGGUUAAUUAAUAUAUAAAUUCUAUUCUAGUAAGUUUGAAUAAUUUUUGGAGAUAUAUUUAUUUACGAUAUUAAUCUCAUUAAAUGUGAGAUAAUAAAAUUAAUAGAUGAAUUUAUCACUCCUGUCAUUUAAGCCUUCAAUAGAAUACAAUUUGGUCUACAAUAAAGAGAAAGGACUAAUAAAAAACGCAUUCAAAUAUUUUAAUAUUUUUGUGAUACCUAGGCUUGAUCAAACUUCUUAAUCAAUAUCACCUAUAGGAAAUAUAAAAGCAAAGUUUUUCAGUUCUCAUCUUCAUUAUUCUAUAUUUCAUUUGAAUAUUAGUUUAUGGAAUAAAAAUCAAAUUAAUAAACAGAAUGAAGAUUAAAUUAUUGAUCAAUAAUACUAGCAGCAAAGUAGUCUAUGUUUCAAUUUCUUCAAAUUGAAAAAUCAUUCAAAAAAGGAACUUCUAUAUAAGAUAAUAUUAUAGACUUCUUAAGUCAUUAUUAUUUAAUUAUUCAAAAAUUACUUGGGCUUCAUUAAUAAUGAUCAAUACAUGCAAUAUAUGAGAAAGAGCAAAAAUUAAUAUUUAAUAAAUGAAUAAAUGUAACUAGUUUAAUAUCAUUACUUAAAAUAAAUAUCAAAAAGGUUGAGAAAAUUGGUAAUUAAUGUUUAAGUUAAGUAUCAUAUUGAUUAUGCAUUUAUUUGAUUGAUUUCAUAAGUAGAUUUAAUGAAUUUCAUUUAAAUUAAGAAAAUAUCUAAGAUGUAGAUGCUAAUAAGUAAAAUCAUAAAGAUCAUUAUUUAAUGAUCAAUUAAAUGUCUAAACUCAACUCUAUGAGACUUAGUUGAGUUAUCCACCUACUUUUAGUUUAGAAAUUGAGCUUUUUAGAAUUGGAGAUCUUUUGAUUGACUUGUAGUUUAAAUUAGUA
This is a messenger RNA of Paramecium tetraurelia, 994 nucleotides long. RefSeq lists its product as uncharacterized. NCBI's taxonomy places the organism in Eukaryota, Ciliophora, Oligohymenophorea, Peniculida, Parameciidae. The record is from RefSeq and is a predicted model, not a curated record. The transcript is spliced from 3 exons.